AUGCCCCGAGCUAUUGAGAAGGUGGCGGGAUUUACACCGAACAGCUUGACUACAAAUUACUUGCUUGUACCACAUUUGAAAUCAAUUCAUAAAUUGUCACCUCCAUCUCAUCUCUGUCCAAGAUUCAAGUUACAAUCCAUCAUGUUUCGAGGCGCGCCUGUGAAUCCAUACGAUGAGGUAGUCAUCAAAGCAACGGACGAAGCUCAAACAUCCGAAAACUGGUCGGGUUUUAUCGAAGUAUGCGAUAAGGUGAUGUCAGAUAAGACUCCCAAUGGUCCUCGCGAUUGUAUUGCAUCAGUUCAAAAAAGGCUUCAACAUCGAAAUGCAAAUGUACAACUUUUCUGCCUGACCUUAACGGAGGCAUUGGUCAAGAAUACGAACGAAAACUUACACAAGGAGGUCUCAAGUCGUGCUUUCAUGAAAGUUUUAUCCGGAUUGGUUCAAGAUCGUUAUACGCAUGAGAAGGUCAAGAAGCGUAUCCUACAAUGUUUGAAAUCAUGGUCGGAUGAUUUUCAUGGAAAGGUCAACUUAGGGCUGGUCGAAGAGACCGUUGAAGAGCUCAAGUCAAAGGGGUACCAAUACGAGGAAGAAACUGAGCCAGUGACCCAUCCACCGGACGACAUCUUGAAGCGAGAGGAAGAGGAACUACAACGGGCGUUGGCUGAAUCGGAACGUGAGGCCGAAUGGAUGAACAUGGCCGGUGUCGGGAAGUUUCCUUCCAGCUCGAAAUCCGAGUCUCUCGUAGGACCAACCGGUUACAUUCCAUCCUCAGUUCACAACCGAAUGAACGCACAAACCUCAUCUGCUCAAGGUCGCCAAGAUCAUCACGAUCCUACUCCUCAACCUAUUUCCGCGGCCCAACAAGCCCCUGUGCUGAAUUACCCUGUGCCCACGGAGGCAUUCUCCCGUGUAUCCCUGCAGGAUGGACCUCCUGUAGCCGAUGAAGUAUCUUUACAUCCUCCAACUGGUGCCGAGCUUUACCCCAUGCGUACCCUGAGCAAACCGGCGCCGCGCCGAGUCAAGGCUCUUUACGACUUCGAGCCGAACGAGGAAGGAGAGCUGGCUUUCAAAGAAGGUGACCUGAUCCGCGUGAUCGAUUCUGCUUACAAGGACUGGUGGAAAGGCGAGUAUCGAGGGCAGAUAGGAAUAUUUCCAGUCAAUUAUGUAGAACCUAUUCCGGAUCCCACUCCAGAAUCAUUAGCCAGAGAGGCAGAAGCAGAGGCUAUAGUGUUUGCACAAGCCAAUGAGAUUGACCGUCUACUUCAAAUGAUGCAAACUUUGGACGCCAAGAAAGAUAACUUGGCUGACAAUGACGAAUUAUCGGAGCUUUAUCAACAAACAUUGUCACUUCGACCAAAGAUUGUACGACUCAUUGAAAAAUAUACACAGAAGAAAACCGAACUUUUGCAGAUCAAUGACAAGUUUAUGAAAGCCAAGACGACAUAUGACACUAUGAUCGAGGAAAGCCUCGCGAAAUACCACCCAGGCGGUUUACCUUACCCAGGUCAACAGAACUAUCAGCAUUCAGGUGGUCUUCCGGGAGUAACAGUACAUCCAACAUAUCCGGCGCAGGAGACACUGGCCCCUGAUGGCAUUGACACCAGUCGCUAUUACCUGGCCUCGGAUGGAAACUGGUACGCAUACUCACCCGAACAACUUGCAGCUAAGGCAUCCUCUCCACCCCAGGGCACUCGCCCCUCUCAAGUCAACCCUAGCUCGACUGCAUAUCACCACCGCCCGGCCAACGCACCACACCAGUCUUCCGGUACCAAUGUUCAUCAUCAACAGUCUCUCGGAGGUGAGGCGCACCUUGAGAGUUCAAGGCCAGCAGGUGGGGUGGGAGGGUUCACAGCUUCACCCAGUGAACAACCGCAAUAUGGAGCGUGGCCUGGUUAUCCAGCUCACACUCAGCAACCACCGCAACCAUCAGCAUCCGUGCCAACUCAAUGAGUACAUUAAAUUAUUUUCUGACGGCCAUUAGUCUUGCUCAUCUCAAUAUACAUCCUAUAAAACAAAACAAACCAUGUUUUGUUUGCGAGCACUUAUGUCAUCACGUCACGGCGCUGUUCAAGUGACUACUAAUUAUUGUCCAAAUCCUUUUAACUUUUCAUCUCGUAACUCAUAGCAAUCGGUAUGACAACACACCUGCCUGACUACACUGAAACGUCUUCGUCAAUCGAGCUGUUGUAGAUCGUGAACAAUGUCCUAUUCUGUACUACUAUUUUCAUGACCAUCACUC
Messenger RNA from Melampsora larici-populina 98AG31, 2239 nucleotides. RefSeq lists its product as uncharacterized. NCBI's taxonomy places the organism in Eukaryota, Fungi, Basidiomycota, Pucciniomycetes, Pucciniales, Melampsoraceae. Gene Ontology annotation, molecular function: ubiquitin binding; phosphatidylinositol binding; calcium ion binding. Gene Ontology annotation, cellular component: ESCRT-0 complex. The transcript has 6 exons. Gene Ontology annotation, biological process: protein transport to vacuole involved in ubiquitin-dependent protein catabolic process via the multivesicular body sorting pathway. The coding region runs from base 1 to 1950 and encodes 649 amino acids. The record is from RefSeq and is a predicted model, not a curated record.